AUGACUUCAACAGAAGAUCUUUCAGAAAUUAAAGAUGUCACUGAAGAAAAGAUUGUGUCUGCGUUAAAAGAAAGAUUUUUAAACGAUCAAAUAUAUACUCGAGUAAAGCAUUCGUUAUUGAUCGUUGUCAAUCCUUAUAAAGAUUCUCGUGAAACAAUUCAAGAGAUCAGUGAAAGAUAUCUAGCAGAGUAUAAAAAUACAGACAUCAAAAAGAGAUUGCCAGCACAUAUAUUCCAACACGUCAAUCAGGCUUAUUUUCAUAUGCGUAGAACUCGCAUCGACCAGUCUAUCUUACUGAGUGGUUUGUGUGGAAGCGGAAAGUCAGAGAUGAGCCAAUGGAUACUUUAUCACCUCAUCACACUCAGUAACCCGAAAAAACCAACAAAAUUACAACAACUAAUUCAAAUGGCUUACAGCGCCCUGGAAGCGUUUGGACAUGCAAAGACAGAUGUACAUGAUAAUGCGUCCCGUUUUGGAAAAUAUAUAGAAUUACAAUUUAAUGAAAAAGGAAGGAUGAUAGGCGCAAAAUUCUCAGAAUACAUGCUGGAAAGAUCAAGGAUCACCCAAACUAACGGUGACGAUCGUUGCUUUCAUGUCUUUUACUAUAUGCUUUAUGGGACAACACAAGAAGAAAAAUCUCUAUUACAUCUGGACGAGUCAACGUCAUAUGACUAUUUAUUCAAGACAAGGGAGGCAGCACGACUUGUAUCUUCCUUUAUAGAUCAAGAUGCUGAAAAGUAUAGUGAAUUGAGGACUCUGUUGCGAUCCCUUGGUAUCAACAAGAACACCUUUUUUCAAAUCAUGCAAAUACUUUCAGCUAUUUUACACUUGGGAAACCUUCAAUUUAUGGAUGACCCAACAAAUGAGCAAGACUCGGCAGUCAUAAAGAACAAGCUUGAAUUAGAGAUCAUAGCAGAUCUGUUGGGUGUAGAGACAAAGCCAUUAGAGUCUUGUCUCACUUACCAGACAAAACUGAUCAAGCGGGAUUUAACGACGAUUUUCUUAAAUGCUGAACAAGCAUCUCUUCAGCGUGAUGCUCUUGCUGAAACCUUAUAUACACUUUUAUUUGCUUGGCUCGUAGAAACUAUCAACAAGAGACUCAAUAUGAAAAAAUCAGACAGUUUACAAAACUUUAUAGGAAUCAUUGACUUUCCUGGACCAGCACCUAUUCAAACUGGAUCAUAUCAUCAAUUUUCGACACUUUAUGCAAAUGAAGUGCUCUACAACUGGAUGAUGCAUCAGCUGCACGAAAGAAAUGUUGCCGUUUACUCUGCUCUUAACCUGACGAUACCCACUUUAUCCAAUACACAAAUGGACGAAUGCGCUCAGUUACUUAAUCAUCCGCAGACAGGUAUAGUAACCCUAUUAUCCAACCAAGUCUCUUCCCAAGGACGCUUUUUAGACACACUAAAGCAGACGCAUCGGAAACAUCCUUGCUUGAGUUUUAAAUCCGGGGAUAAGGAAACACAGUUUGCUAUCCAGCACUUUACCGGCAGAGUCUUUUAUUCACCAUCAGAGCUCGAGACGUACGCAAACGAAGCUGUCUGUACAGAUUUUGUGUUGCUAUUUGGUCCCAAAGCAGCAGAGGCUCCUACAAACCGACUGGUUAGCAAACUCUUUUCUCAAAAGAUAAUAGAAAACACAGCACUUGCAGAAGAGCGUACACUUGCGACAACAACAGAGACAUCAAUAAAAAGACCACUUCGAAUAGACAGCAUACUCUCGAUGCUAUCAUCAACAAAGACUUGGUACGUUCUUUGUCUUCGUUCAAACGAUUUGUUGCUUCCACAUUCCUGCGACCCGAAAAAAUUAGCAGCGCAGAUAAAGUCACUUCACUUACUGCCUCUUGUAAUAAGAGCUCGUUUAGAAUAUACCAUUGAUAUGGAUCUGUUGGAAUUUUGCGAAAGGUAUACAGACUUGAUACAUACAACGACUGUGGAUCUGGCUGCUGAACCCAAAGAAAAAUAUUUGGCACUACAAGAGGCGCUUGAGUGGAAUGAGGAUGAUAUGUUAAUGAAUGAAGAAAAGGUAUUUCUGACAGAAGCAGCAUGGGAAUCCUUAGAAAACAAGUUACGUGCGACAGAAAAACGGGAGCAAAGAAGAGCCAGAUGCGCUGCCAAAGGGAUACCAUUCGUUGAAGAGUCUGAAGAUAAUGGUCACGGUGAGUGCCACGAGUCAGUAUGUGAUCCUGUAUCCUGUCAGUCGAUGAUCGAAUCAGGCUCACUUUGUUCUGAAGAUUACUAUGAACCAUGCUGCGAGGCUGCUUUUUAUUCGCAAAAGUGUGAUCAUAGUUUGACUACAGUUACAGCUACCACAAUCACAUCUGUGUCUGACGAAGAAGAAAAGAGCGAGCACACAGUAAAUACACAAGAACAGGAGCAAAAUAAGAAAAUAAGUCCAAGACGAAUAAGUCCAUCAAGGGUCUUUUGGAUAUCAAUUACCUGGUUGACAACAUGGUGGAUCCCCAGUUUCCUGUUAUCGUACGGAUGUGGAAUGCGUAGAUCUGACAUUAGGAUGGCGUGGCGUGAAAAAGUGACCCUGUGUGUGGUUAUCUUGCUCCUGUGUGCUGUAAUGAUAUGGUUUAUUGCCUUCUUUGGACAACUCAUAUGUCCCCAUCAAGAUCUCUAUACGCAGUCUGAACUCCAGGCCAAAAGUAGCCGAGACAAUGCAUUCAUUGCUAUCCGGGGCGAAGUAUUUGACCUGACAUCAUUUGCUCCUCGCCAUUGGGCAUCAGAAGUCAUACCUACCGCUGCACUCUUUCAAUACGCCGGACAAGAUGCAAGUGACCUGUUCCCAGUACAGAUAUCAGCCUUAUGCGAUGGAGUCGAUGGGUACGUGCCUAAAGAAGUAGCAAUGGAUGCACACAUAAACAUAACAAACUCGAAUGCCGUCUAUCAUGACUUUCGCGCCUUUCGAUCGGAUUAUCGACCUGACUGGUACUAUGAACAGAUGGUAUAUUUGCGAACCAACUAUCGUUUAGGUUUUAUGGGAUAUGACCUAGUUGAUAUCAAGAAUCAAGCAACAAGCCCGGUUCAGAUAGGUGGCAUUCAUACAACACGUCGAUGGGCUAUCUUGCAUGACAAUGUAUACGACUUGACAUCAUACAUGAUGGGUGGACGAGUUAUUAAAGUACCUGAUGGACAAACCGCUCCAGCAGAUAUAGACAUGGAUUUUAUAGAUAAUUCCAUUAUUGAACUUUUUAGACAAUUACCUGGCACAGAUAUUUCUGCACACUUUGAUGCUUUACCCUUAGAAAAGGAGGUAAGGGACAGACAGUUGACAUGUCUGAGAAAUCUGUUUUUUGUCGGAAAAGUAGACACCCGAAACUCCUACCAAUGUCUAUUUUCCGAAUAUAUCCUGCUUUUGAUCACUGCAUUUUUAUGCAGUGUCAUAUUAUUCAAGUUCCUUGCUGCACUACACCUUGGUAAGAGCUACAUGAACGAUGAUUGCGAACAGUUUAUUAUUUGUCAAGUCCCUUGCUAUACAGAAGGAGAAGAGUCACUAAGGAAAACCAUCGACUCGUUAGCUGUCUUGAAAUACGAUGACAAGCGCAAGCUACUGUUCCUGAUUGCAGAUGGAAUGAUUGUUGGAAGCGGUAAUGAUAGGUCGACACCGCAAAUCGUCUUGGAUAUCUUGGGAGUUGACCCUAACUUGGACCCUGAACCAAUGUCAUUUCUGUCUCUUGGAGAGGGUAAAAAGCAGCACAACAUGGGCAAGGUCUAUUCUGGGCUAUACGAGUGUUCUGGACACGUUGUUCCGUUUAUUGUUGUCGUCAAGGUUGGCACUUCCGAUGAAAGACAGAAGCCAGGAAAUCGAGGUAAACGAGACUCACAGAUGGUGCUGAUGCGAUUCCUAAACAAGGUUCAUUAUGACUCACCAAUGACACCGCUUGAACUUGAGAUCCAUCAUCAGCUAAAGAACGUGAUUGGUGUGAACCCAAGCUUUUAUGAGUUUGUGCUGAUGGUAGAUGCUGAUACAGAGGUCUUGCCACAUUCACUCAACAGGAUGGUAUCUUGCUUUGUUCAUGAUCCGAAAAUUGUUGGCCUCUGUGGAGAGACAAUGCUGUCAAACGAGAAAGAUACAUGGGUGACAAUGAUUCAAGUAUAUGAAUAUUAUAUAUCUCAUCAUUUGGCCAAGGCAUUCGAAUCUUUAUUUGGCUCUGUGACAUGUCUUCCAGGUUGUUUCUGCAUGUAUCGUAUUCGAUCCAGUAUUCGAAAUCAACCUUUGUUAGCAUCCAACGAAAUCAUUAAUGAUUAUGCAGAGAACCGAGUGGAUACACUUCAUAAGAAGAAUCUAUUGCACCUAGGAGAAGAUCGCUAUCUGACAACGCUCAUAUUAAAGCAUUUCCCUCAUUUCAAAACAAAGUUUACACCUGAUGCAGCCUGUAUGACAAACGCACCUGACCAGUGGCCAGUGCUCUUAUCACAACGUCGACGAUGGAUCAAUUCGACGGUACACAAUCUCGGAGAGUUGAUGUUCUUACCUCAGCUUUGUGGAUUUUGCUGCUUUUCCAUGAGAUUUGUGGUGAUGUUGGACUUGUUGAGUACAUUGGUUAUGCCAGCUGUUGUUUGUUAUCUGGGGUAUUUGAUAUAUCAACUUUGUACAAACACAAGUCAGGUGCCUUUAAUGUCGAUCAUCACACUAGCAGGUGUGUAUGGGCUUCAAGCAAUUAUUUUUAUUUUAAGAAGAAAGUGGGAACAUGUAGGAUGGAUGAUUAUUUAUAUUUUAGCAAUACCUGUAUUUUCAUUCUUUAUUCCCAUAUACUCAUUUUGGCACUUUGAUGACUUCUCUUGGGGUAAUACACGUAUAGUUGUUGGUGAAAAAGGUGAAAAGAAAGCAGUAGGACCAGAUGAGGGCGUAUUUGACCCAAGCACGAUUCCACUAAAGAGAUGGUCAGAAUAUGAGGAAAUGAAACGACAAGAUGAGGAAAAUAGUCAAACAGAAGAGGAAAUGACACAAGAAGAUAAACUGAUCUAUGAAGAGAUUGAACGUAUUUUUGAGGAAUAUGACUUGAUGGAAAUAAGUAGAAAGAAAGUAAGAGAUAUAUUAUCAGAAACAUUUCAAAUGGACAUGACAUGUAAAAAAGAGUUUAUAAAUGAUUGUAUUGAUCGAAUCUUGUCAUAA
This is a messenger RNA of Rhizopus microsporus ATCC 52813, 5124 nucleotides long. RefSeq lists its product as uncharacterized. The record is from RefSeq and is a predicted model, not a curated record. Lineage: Eukaryota; Fungi; Mucoromycota; Mucoromycetes; Mucorales; Rhizopodaceae. Bases 1 to 5124 code for a protein of 1707 amino acids. Gene Ontology annotation, molecular function: ATP binding; cytoskeletal motor activity; chitin synthase activity. The transcript has 5 exons. Gene Ontology annotation, cellular component: cell septum; cell periphery; myosin complex.